AUGGCUGAUCACAUAGCGACGGGACAACUACUCGCCAACAAAGCGGAGAAAAAGCUCUUCUGCUGUUGCGCCUUGUUUGGUUCAAAUUAUCAAGAUGCCGCUGAACUCUUCCUCAAAUCUGCUAAAUCAUUCAAACUCGGAAAAUCAUGGGAGAAAGCAGGUUCAAUCUUCAUCAAAUCAGCUAAAUGUCAUAUCAAGUUAGAUAACAAGUUUGAUGCUGCUAAGGCUUAUGUAGAUGCUUCUCAUUGUUUCAACAAAACAUCUAGAAAAGGAGCUAUUACAUGUUUAAAUCAAGCAGUAACUAUCUUCACUGAAAUCGGUCAACACAUCAUGGCUGCAAGGUAUUGCAAGGAAAUCGGCGAGUUAUAUGAGCUCGAUCAAGACUUAGAAAAUGCUAGAUCAUAUUUUGAGAGGGCUGCUGAACUUUUUGAUAUUCGCGGGGAUUCAACAACCUCUGUGAUCCAGUGCAAACAGAAAGUCGCACAAUUUUCUGCUCAACUUCAACAAUAUCAGAAGGCGAUUAAAAUUUAUGAAGAUAUUGCACAACAAUCUUUGAACAACAAUUUAUUGAAAUACGGAGUCAGAGGGUAUCUUCUUAAUUCUGGCCUUUGCGAGCUUUGUCGAGGGGAUAUUGUUGCAAUUACCAACGCGUUGGAGCGCUAUCAGGACUUGGAUCUAACAUUCUCUAAAACUCGCGAAUACAAAUUUUUGGCUGAUUUGGCUGCUUCAAUUGAUAACGAAGAUGUUGCAAAUUUUACUCGAGUAGUCAAGGAGUUUGAAAGCAUAACCCGCUUGGAAUCUUGGAAGUCAACCCUUUUAACCAGAGUUAAGGAUGCUUUGGAAGCAAAAGUGAUGGAAGAGGAUGAUUUGACAUGA
Lathyrus sativus (Indian pea) is the source of this 876-nucleotide messenger RNA. Lineage: Eukaryota; Viridiplantae; Streptophyta; Magnoliopsida; Fabales; Fabaceae. The record is from the annotation of a GenBank genome assembly.